AGGAUUCGCUCGUGAAUUUCGAUUUAUUCCGUGACUUGUGCGCAGUCGUGAGGGCAGCCGGACGUGAUGGGAGAAGAGAGAGGUGAGAAAUCUCACCGGUCGAGAUCCCGAUCACGCGAUCGCGAAAGAAAACGACGGUCGAGGUCACGGGACAAGAAAAGGUCGCGUUCCAGGGACCGUCGACGAUCGCGUUCGCCGAAGAGUAACGGAACCAAGGGACGUCGACGCAAGCCGUCGCUGUACUGGGAUGUGCCACCACCGGGAUACGAGCACAUGACGCCGACCGAGUACAAGUCCAUGCAGGGCCACCACACACCGGGUUCCAUCACGGGGGCCCUGAUCCCGGCAACGGCGGCCAGGAGCGAGUCUGUUGAGAUGGACGUCAAGCCCGCUGCUGCGGGUGGCGUACCCGUGGUCGGCUCUGUCAUCACGCGACAAGCCCGUCGUCUUUAUGUUGGAAACAUCCCCUUCGGUGUCACCGAGGAGGAGAUGAUGGAAUAUUUCAAUCAACAAAUGCAUUUGACUGGACUGGCACAAGCAGCUGGAAAUCCUGUGCUCGCCUGUCAAGUGAACCUGGAUAAAAACUUUGCUUUCCUGGAAUUCCGGUCCAUUGAUGAGACGACACAAGCGAUGGCGUUCGACGGGAUCAACUUCAAGGGCCAGAGUUUAAAGAUCCGUCGUCCACAUGACUACCAGCCCAUGCCUGGGAUGAGCGAGAAUCCCAACUCUUUCGUUCCUGGGGUCAUCAGCACCGUUGUCCCGGACUCUCCGCACAAGGUCUUCGUCGGAGGCUUGCCGAACUAUCUUAACGAAGACCAGGUGAAAGAGUUGUUGAUGAGCUUUGGCCAACUAAAGGCGUUCAACCUGGUGAAAGACUCGACGACGGGAUUCUCAAAGGGUUACGCUUUUUGCGAAUACGCGGACGCCAUCAUCACGGAUACUGCAAUUGCGGGUUUGAACGGGAUGCAACUGGGUGAAAAGCGGCUGAUUGUUCAGCGGGCGAGCGUGGGUGCGAAGAACGCCCAAGCGCAACCCGGAGCCAUGGCUCCGACACCCGUGCAAAUCCAGGUUCCUGGUCUCGACCUCAGCAAUCUGACCGUGCCGCCGACGGAGGUUCUGUGCUUGUUGAACAUGGUGACGCCGGAGGACUUGAAGGACGACGAGGACUAUGAAGACAUCUUGGAGGACAUUCGCGAAGAGUGCAACAAGUACGGGGUGGUGCGUUCGAUUGAAAUCCCUCGACCCAUCGAGGGUGUCGAUUUGCCGGGACUCGGGAAAGUUUUCGUGGAAUUCAACACAGUGUCUGACUGUCAAAGAGCCCUGACGGCGCUGUCGGGCCGAAAGUUCGCCAGCCGUGUCGUCGUGACGUCUUACUUUGAUCCUGAUCGCUAUCAUCGUCGCGAGUUUUAACUAUAUAAGAAAAACGAAAGAUGGAAUGGAAGCUCGAGAUUCGAGUUUUGUGUACUUGUUGUUUUAGCUGGACUUUUUUUUCUCGUUUUGGGUUCUCGUUAAUUGUAUUUCCGCACCCGGGAUCUUCUCUCACGAGCUGAAAUUGUGUGAGGCCCUUUUCCCGAUCGACGGCUUGUCAAGAAUCUUGUUUUCCGCUUCACGUUGAUGUCUUCGUGGAAAUCUGGAACUGUUUUCUCGGCUAUUCAGACUUGUUGCACGCGUCACGAGGUUGAACAGCAAACAUUUUCAAGAUUUAUGGAAAGGAAAGCUAUUGAUCGACAAGCAUUUCUAUACUGCUCUUUUAUUGCACAUCCUCAUUCAAGAGUUCGUCGGUGGUUUGCUUUAUGAUUCCUAGUCUUCCAAUUCGUUCAAAUGCGAUUCUGUUCAAUAAUGAAUUACGAGAUGGACACAUAUUUGAGCAAGCCGUUUCGGGGAAUGGGCCUGUAUGACUCAGUUGAUGAGGGACUGUGGAAAAAUUAAUUGAGAACUAUUUACGACUUUCCUUUGUUUAUCAAGGAAAAGGCAUUGUUCUUUCCAUCUUUUCCUGCUGUGUUUCUGGCCUUUGUAGAAAGCUUGCGUCGGGGCGUUGUAUUGUAAAAAAGGAAAUGUGUUUCGAAUGACUUGUUUUUUGUCGACUCCACGACGAGUGUUUAAAUUCUUCUGAGCCCCGUUUCUGCUAUUCGUUUUACGUAUUUUUGUACCCACAGCUGUUGCAAUACAACAGCUGCACCGACUUCUUUCUUCGCCACUCGUCGCUUGGAAAGUUUGAAAAAAGAAAACAGAUUGUAUGAGAACGUAAAUUGGUUAAUGGCUUCUCACCAAUGUGCGUCUAAUUGAGGCCAUUUGGUUGUCGCCCAUUGUCUCACUUUUUCCAAGGACAUUCGAAAAACGAAGUUGGUAAUUUUUUCCAUUUUAAAUUAAUGCUGUUUAUCCACCCCGGUGAUCCUAAAAGCAUCGUUUCAGCUUUCAAUACUCUUGCAAAUCACCAGAAAUUUCGAAGUUUCUCGAAUGUUCCACAGUAGGCUUACCCAGUUGAGAA
Molecule: messenger RNA, 2488 nt
Organism: Notodromas monacha
Lineage: Eukaryota; Metazoa; Arthropoda; Ostracoda; Podocopida; Cyprididae
Source: the annotation of a GenBank genome assembly